AUGAUUGGCGGGACGGCCUGGAAAAUAAUCAAAGACAACGAAGAGGAAAUCAUUUAUGCUAUUGAUUAUAAUCAUAAAAUUGAGAGGCUCGUUUCAAGACUAAAAAAACUAUUCGCCAUUCACUUACUGAAACCAAAGGAAAAUAAUAUAAAAUCUGAGGAGUUUGAGAAUUAUUAUGAGCUUAACACAGUGGAGGAAUAUACCAGUGAAAUCCGACAUGUUGAUGUACGGGCAAAAUCACUCUUUAUCGACUUUGAGGGUAGGUCUGAUGGCGAUUCUAUUCGGAGGAUCCUUCAGCAGAUUAGGCCAAAAAAUCUAUCAGAAGGAGGUGAAAACUGCCUGCUUCAAAUAGGAGAUAUUGUAAGCUUGCAUCUUCAAAGUGAUUAUAAUGGAUUUUUAUCGACAUUGGGAUUGGUUGACGACCGAUGUAUGGUAAAUCCUUCAUCUGGAGAUUCUUCUUCUCCACCAAACAAAUUUAGAGAUUGUCAUUUUAAAAUUCUUCCAAUGAAUAAAUAUUCAGCACAGAAACAGUUCAAUGUGGCUUGUCAAAGUCAAGGCUUGGAAGAAAAUAAUGAAGUUUUGCUUAAAAAACUACACGUUAGACUUUUAUUAGUUGAUUUUAAGGACGCCGCGCAAACAGAAUUUAAGCACAACGAAAUCAUAAACGAAAAAUUGCAAGGAACAGUAGUACAGUACGGAACCAUUAUUCAAGUCAUCAUUGGAGACAAUUUAAUUUUUAAGCCAGUAGGACUCAAUAUAUGCUUGCAUGCAAGUAAUCUUGAGCUAAAAGAUUAUCCAGGAUGCAAAGAAGUAGAUAAACAAAGUUGCCCAUGGAAAAUUAUUUUAUUUUUAAAAUAUUCAGAAAAUUCAGAAGAUGUUCUAAAGGGGUUGGAAAAAUUAAUAAUAUAUUUAAAGGGAGACGUCGUCCGUUUAUUUCAUGCCGAACAAGAAAAAUAUCUCACAAGUGACCGAUAUAAAAAAACGCAAUAUGUUUUUCUAAGAACUACUUGGCGUUUAUCUGCAACAACUGCUACAAGUUCGCAAGCUCUGUGGGAAGUUGUCAAAAAUGAUCCUUGUCGAAGUGGUGCUGGCCAAUGGAAUAAUUUUUACCGAUUCAAACAUCUUGCGACUGGCCACUACCUUGCUGUAGAAGUCGACAAUUCAAUUUCAUCUGACUUUAAAAAUGAAAACAAAAACAGUUUUACGCUAGUUUGUGUGCCACAUGGUCAAGAUAUUUCUACAUUAUUUGAACUUGAUCCGACAUCCCCCAGCCGUGGAAAUUCAUAUGUCAGACUCUUCCAUACUUCUACGAAAACUUGGAUUCGAAGUACAGCUAUUCCUAUUGAUAAAGACCAAGAAAGGCCAAUUAUGAACAAAGUUUAUUUAUACGACAAAGAAGCAUUUGCAUUUUUAUCUGUCUCUAGACAAGAAGUUAGAGAUUUAGACUUUGCCAAUGAUGUUUGUCAUGUUUUGGAAAAUAUUGCAAAAAGUAUGAGAAUCAGAUUACUUACUCAACAAGAACAACAAUCUUCAUUUUGUCGCUUACUCUUACAUCUACAUAUUAUCCGGGAUCCUCAAGAGCUGGCAAUUCCGAUUGUUUUAAUCGAUGAAAAUUUUAAAGAACGUGGAGAACGGAUUACCAGUGGAAAAGAAGAUUUCAUGCAAAAGAAGCUAUACUGGACUUUCUCCGAAAAUCUUCAAUCAGGAAAUACAUCAUGUCAAAUACUAACAGAAAAACCCGGAUUGACGAAUCUUUGGGAAAACUUAUAA
This is a messenger RNA of Octopus sinensis (East Asian common octopus), 1770 nucleotides long. RefSeq names its product inositol 1,4,5-trisphosphate receptor type 1-like. The record is from RefSeq and is a predicted model, not a curated record. NCBI's taxonomy places the organism in Eukaryota, Metazoa, Mollusca, Cephalopoda, Octopoda, Octopodidae. Gene Ontology annotation, biological process: calcium ion transport.